This is a messenger RNA of Heterobilharzia americana, 657 nucleotides long. The record is from the annotation of a GenBank genome assembly. NCBI's taxonomy places the organism in Eukaryota, Metazoa, Platyhelminthes, Trematoda, Strigeidida, Schistosomatidae.
AUGGGCAAAGUUUUGUCCUCUUUUAAGAGGAUAGUCUAUAAUUUCGAUUUGGAAGACAGAGCUAUCAGAUGUCUAGAGAAGAACAAACAAGUUAAUAAGGCUGCUCCUAAACAUUCGGGUACUAUCACAAUGGUUGACGAGCGAUACGAUGAACUGUUAUCACAUAACCCUACGUUAGAUGCAAAUAUUAAUGCACUGAAGGUGAAAGAAAAAACUUUGACUAAAGGCAUACUUCCUGAUGGCGUUGAAUACGUCCAUAAAUCAACUCGGAAACUACCACAAAAAAUUUUAUUUUUCGACCCAUAUCCUAGACUGCCUAAAGAUUUUGGCUUCAUCGUUCCGGAUUCAGUACCAGAAGGAAGGAUUACUAUGCGUCAGGCGGUUGAGCUUAUUAAGGCAUACCAGACAGGUGUGAGAAGUGUUGAUAAUCUAAGCGAGUCGUACCAUCUUGACAAAGAUAAUAUAGAAAAUAUUGUGAAUUAUUUUUCCUUAUUUGCAGUGUCUUCUGGACGCUUAUGGGUGCCUUCCUCCUUAAUAUCACCCAAAGAACAGUAUUUGUUGGAUGAACCUGUCUCAAAUAUGUCGAAUGAUGAAAUGAUAGGAGAAAGUGCUUAUCAUCAAAGAAAGCAAACACUGGAGGGCGUAAAAUUGAGAUAG